This is a messenger RNA of Cokeromyces recurvatus, 501 nucleotides long. RefSeq lists its product as uncharacterized. Gene Ontology annotation, molecular function: peptide-methionine (S)-S-oxide reductase activity. The record is from RefSeq and is a predicted model, not a curated record. The transcript has 3 exons. Lineage: Eukaryota; Fungi; Mucoromycota; Mucoromycetes; Mucorales; Mucoraceae. The coding region runs from base 1 to 501 and encodes 166 amino acids.
AUGACAACAAAGACUGAAAUUGCUACGUUUGCUGCAGGAUGCUUUUGGGGAGUUGAACAUAUUUAUAAUGAACAUUUUAAAGAUAUUAUUACGCGGGUAGGAUAUAUGGGUGGAAAUAUUGAGAAUCCUAGUUACAAACAAAUCAAGACAGGUACGACCGACCAUGCUGAAGUGUGCCAAAUUAGCUUUGAUCCUAGCAAAGUUUCUUUUGAAACAUUAACAGAAUUCUUUUAUAAAAUGCAUGAUCCUACUACCAUAAAUGCACAAGGCCCUGAUAUGGGUACUCAAUAUCGUUCAGUUAUCUUUUAUCAUUCACCUGAACAAAAAGUAAUUGCAGAAAAGGUAACAAAAGAAGUUCAAGAAAAGCAUUAUCCUGACGCCAAGAUUGUAACUGAAAUUGAGCCUGCUACUCGAUUUUACGAUGCUGAAGAAUAUCAUCAACUUUAUUUGGAAAAGAAUCCUGAAGGAUAUGCUUGUCCAACCCAUUAUCUUCGCUGGUAA